UUAGUUUACCUAAAUCUUUUUAAUGCACAUAUAACUGUUCAAAUCUUGAACAAAUCACUUUGCUUACAAUUGUUAAGUGAUGCGUACAACAAGUAUUGGCCUGCAUUAGUAUCAUUUAUAAUAUGUUCUAGUGUAGGUGUGACUGCUUUCAAACAGCAUAUCUCUAGUUCAGGAAUGACCUGACACUGAUGCCAGUAUUGAAUAUCGGGUCAAUACCUCAGGCUAAAGCGUGGCAUCACUGUCAGCAAACUUUCUCAAUAAUUACAUCUGGAGCCUAGAGCGACAUGUUACAUGUCAGAGGGAAAAUAUCUUUGGCCUUUAAGAAAACUUCAAAUGCACUUCCAGUCUCCAUUAUGACUUACAAAGUGUCUGUUGGUGCAGACAAAUGUUCCACUGGUAGCUUCUGCUACUGUUUUGCUGGUGGCUGGUAUGCAUGUAUUAUAUUGAUUACCAGCACCAAUGAUGCACCAUACUGGGCUGCACCCCAGUAAAGGUCUAAGGUCGGGUCCAAGAGUUAUUCCUGAACUAAAAAACUUUUACUGCUUGUUUUUUCUUUUCUUUUUUAAGGGUAUUCACAAUGACUGUAGCUCUGUUGUUUUUGUCUGAAAACUCCAAACUAUUAGUCAAAAUCUUUGUUCAGUAACAGCAAAAGCUCAAACUCACUCAGAACUUGCCUUAAUAUUUAAUGUCUUGUAGAGUAUGGCACCUGACAGAUUAUAUGUAACUCACUAAUGCUGGAGAAAACAGUUGAGACUCUACAAAAAUAAAAUACGCUUUUGCAAAAAUGAAUGCAGGUUAUGAUUUGAAAUGAUAAAAAACAGACCUGUGCUACUGAAGUGUCCUUGAGCAACACACUGAAACCCUAUCUGACCCCUAAAUCUGGACAUUUCACACGGGAACAAUCUGUCCCUCUGCGUAAACACUGCUCACUUUAUUCCAAGGAUCCCAGUUAAAUUCAGUGGUGUUGUGGAGCCACUUCUGUACAACUUAAGUGGUUUAACUUGAGAGAGACCUUGAAGUGUGGUUGAAAGCUCUCGAAAAAUCUAGUGAGUGGAGCCUCAAUUAAGAUUUUUUCUUUAGUCUAUAUAGCAGACAGUCCAGCAGAUGGUUGGAGUUAAAUAUAAAUAUGGGCAAUUUCUUUUACAGAUGUCUUGUAUUGCUUAGUCGUACCAUGCAGAAACUCAUGGGCAUCAGACAUUUUACUAUUCAGCUAAUCUCCUGGUAAACUAUUUAAGAAUAUAUCACCAUUUGAAUUAUCAGAUUAUUUUUAUAACUAUUUUUAAAGCUUAUUUUACUCUUACUUAGAAAGUUAUUUUUCAUUCUUUGGGAGCAAAAUAAUAAGACCUUUUUCAACAGUAGGAGACACAAUAAGUCAGCUGUGACCCAAAUUUUACUGGACCAGAGUAGAAACUGGGUACCAAAAGCAGAGGGCUUUCAAACAGCGAUCAAAGCUCAGACAUUUCAACUUAAAAUUUUCUCCUUUUCAGCUUUUCUUUUUCUGUUGUUUUCUCUCUCUUUCCACACACACUGAUGAUCUUCUCGCCAGCUUUGUGUCCUAUGUUGAUGUUUAUGACUAAAAAAAGCCCCGAGGCCCAGUCACAUGGUCUCUAACGCCCCAACCCCACCUCCACCUUCUCUCUCUCUCUCUCUCUCUCUCUCUCCUCAGCACGCGCUUGUGCUGAGAGGCCUGAGAGCAGCAUAAAACUUGAGACAUAAAUCAGGCUCCCAUAAAUAAUGGCCGUACUUCCCUUUACAUCUCCGUUGGACUAACAGACAAUAAAAACACCAAUAAGCAGAGAUUGGAUCUAAUUUAUUGCCUCAUAAAAACAGACGGAGAGCUCGGCUCGGCCUCAGCAACGCACUCACAGCUGAAAACACCACAGCUAUUACUGUAGAACACGCUCACAGCAGGUACACGGGCUGAUCUGGAGUCAGAAAUUACAAGUGCAAUUUAAUAAGGUUACGAUUUUUAGGUGUGCUAAGCAGGAAAUGUGUCCAAAAGGUACCAGUCAGAUGUGAACACGUCUUGGUUUAUCAUGCAGUUAUAUUAAUAACAAUACUAAUGAAUGUACUAAUAGAACAAUUCUGGUCAUUUUUACAUUUUUACUCUAAAAAGAAAGAGGAACCAUAAUUCAUGAAAGGUUGAUUCUAAUGCUUUUUUACUGUCUUACCGGAAAGAGGUCUUGGACCAAUUAAAAUAUUAAAUACCAGUAAUUAGUAUUUAUUAAAAUGAAAUACAAAUGAAACGCAGUCAAAGUACAAUCAAUUGAUUUACCCUCAGUUAACCCCAAAAACAAACAAACAAAAAAACCUGAUAGCAAAAUAGAAUAAGUCAGUCGACCAAUCCACACGUCCCAUGUUAUGACGAACAUAAAACAGAAAAAAAAACUCUCCAACAAAACUUCCAAAACUGCUCCGAAAUGUACCAAAAAACAAGAAUUAAAAAAAAAUCCUGACAUAAUUAAAGCGAGAUGGAGAAAAUAGGUGUGCUGCUGCAGCUCAGUCAGCAGAUUGUAUCUUCUGUGUUUGGGCUUGUGUCUUGGUGUGUGUGUCCGUGCAGCCUCGGCCUACUCACUGCCUGCGCUUUCUGCUACGUUCAAUGGCCCUCACUCCCACACACAUUUCUGCUUUUUUAUCUGCCUCUUUUUUUCAGAGUCAGGGAGCGAAGCCAAAUGGCAUGGGAAAGAGAGAGAGAAGGGGGUGCGAGCUAAAUAGCUUAUAUCCAUUUAUCCCUUGUAUCUGAGUCGUUUUAUUAUAUAUGUUUUCCUCAACAGAUUAAAUAUUACUGCGUGACGUUUACACAUGGGCGUAUUUUCUGUGCGUAAAACCGGUGCAAAAACAAUAAAACACGGCGAAUAGUGGAUCUAACUGAAGAGAGACAGAGAGAGUACGACUCGAGGGUUUCUUGGUAUUUAGGGGCAGAGAGGGGCUGCUGUCAGGCUCUUUGCACGGAGAGAAAGAUUGAUCACCGCACUUUUUUCCCACUCGGGGCUCCUCGUGCCCUCCCCAAAAUAUCCUCUGCUAAACUCUGGAGUUCCUGAUCUUUAUAAAAAUCUGCAUGUGCGUCCUGUUGAGUCUGCAGGCCACUCAGCACACUCUCACUUACAAUUAUCGUUUAUAUUAUUGCUGCUGUAUUAUUAUUUUUCCUAUUAGGAGGAACAGGAGGCCUGCGCUUUGCCUCCUUUUCGGAGCGACCUCGCUGUGAACUCUCCCUCUCUCUCUCUCUUUCUCUGCGUAAACACACCGACCAUUUUUAACACACAUACAUCACACUGAGAGGGUGAGAGAGGUAGCAAGCAAGAAGACAUUUGGAGCCUGUGUGCAGAGGCUAUUUUAGUGAGAUUAUAUUUAGAUAAUGUUUAGGUUCCUCUCUGUCUAUCUUACAAAUACACAUGGACAAAUGCUCUAACAACUAGUGUACUAAUAAACAAACAUAAACCCAAAUACAUGAAACAAAAAGUUGUUCACUUACACACCAACAGGCUCCCUCUCUCUUCCCAGUAAAAUAUAGAUUUCUGCCUCUCUGCUUUGUAAGAAGCCAAUCUGCUUCAUCUUCACUACCUGAGUACAAAUGUUCAUCAUCUUCUCCUGAGCUGCUGCGCCAUUUAAACCCCUCUCCAAGUUUUCUGUGUCUAAACUGGGGAUUUUUUUAGCCUCUGUCACACUUUAUAAGAUUAAUGAGCUGAGUGCUGUAAACAGUAGAAGGAGCCAUAUUGUAAACGGUGCUGGCCAGCUCCGUUCACCUAAUGUUAACCGUCAUUACAUCACCCAGAGGACCGAAAAAAUGUCCGAGGGAUGCUCUAUUGUUUGUGCGUAACACCGGGCCGGGAUGCGCCUGCCCGCCGCCCACACAGCGCACAUGGCGACCGUCGUUUUUUCUCCCCACACUUUCCCCCCCGUUAAGACAAAACAAUAGCAGCUACCCUGUCAUAUAGCCCCUCUUUGCCACAGCAUUUGGUGGAAAAAUAAUAAUGCUGCUUCCCACAGCCAUCGCCGCCGCCAGGCCCGGGCCGUUGAUUGGAUGAUUUGGGUCACAUGACCAGGAAUUGGCUGCAAUUUCGCCCCACAGUUCUUCAGUUUAGCCUACCCAGGUCCCCAUACGCUAGUAAUAUCACCAAUAUACACAAUUAUUAUAUAGCCACCGCAUUUACGCCAUUGCGGUCGGGAGCCUAUAUGCUCGUGCGUUUUUUCAUUUCGUUUUAUUUUUUUAAGAAGCCAUAUUGUGUCGCGUGCGUGUGCGAGCGUGCGUGUGUGUAUGUGUGUUUUUUUAUUUUUUUUAUUUUGGGGAAGGGAUUGUUCGGGGGUCUCGCCGUUUGAGGUUGAAGCCGGUUUGAGGGAGCUAUGAAUUUUGAAUUUGAGAGGGAGAUCGGUUUUAUAAACAGCCAGCCGUCCCUAGCAGAGUGCCUGACGUCCUUCCCCGCCGUCCUGGAGUCAUUUCAAACUUCAUCAAUCAAGGAGUCGACAGUAAUUCCGCCUCCCUUCGAGCACACCAUCCCCAGCCUCAGCCCCUGCACAGCCAGCCAGCCGAGACCGGCUGCUGGGAGCCAGCAGAACCGGAGAACCUCCGUCACUAAUGGCCUCCAGACGCACCACCGAGGCGCCCAGCAGCCCUGCCCGUCCGGCCAGGCCCCUGCCCCGGCCACGGCCACCCCGGCCGGUCCGCUGGCCCACGAGUUCCCCUGGAUGAAGGAGAAGAAGUCAUCGAAGAAGUGCACUAAGCCUGGGAGCAGCUCCAGUGGUGGCGGAUCCAUCCUGCCCCCUGCCUCGUCCUCCCCGUCGCCGACCGCCUCCGGGUACGCUUCGGCGGGCAUCGAGUCACCCACAGACCCGAGCCAGGCGAGUCUUGAUAGUGGAGGAGCCGGGUCCCGCCGGCUGCGCACCGCCUACACGAACACACAGCUGCUGGAGCUGGAGAAGGAGUUCCACUUCAACAAGUACCUCUGCCGGCCCAGGAGGGUGGAGAUCGCCGCCCUUUUGGAUCUGACCGAGCGGCAGGUUAAAGUUUGGUUCCAGAACCGGCGCAUGAAACACAAGCGACAGACUACGCACCACCGGGACGGCGGUGGCGGAGGAGGCCACGAAUCCGGCGACCCGGGCGGGUUUGAGCCGCUCGAAGGCGCCGAUGCCUCAUCCCCGUACUCAAGCCAGCCGUUGGAAGCGUCUGGCACAGGGGAGGCUACAUCGGACGGCGAGGCGGGGAGCUGCAAUCCAUCUUCGGCCAACGCCUACGCUAAUGACAGUGGGGAUAAUGCACAACCCACGCCGGAGAAGGGAGGCCGAUUGAGCCGUCCCGAACGCCCACCGCUACCAGAGGCAUCUGGCUCCUCUGACUCUGCUGCGGCGCACCACUCCCCGCCGGCGUUCCCCGCGACGACCUCCGCUGAUAACACGGGCCUGAUGCAGCUCAACGAGGCCGGGCCCACAGCAGCAGCGGCGGCCGAUCCGUCAUUCUCAGAGCAGCAAGACUCCUCCAUCACCUCAGCCUCCUCCUCUGCUCCUCCUGCCGCCUCCUCAUCGGCGCUCCCCGAUUUGACCUUCUUUGCCGGGGACGCCUGCCUGUCACCCAGCCUGCAGAGUUCCCUGGACAGUCCGGUGGAUUUCUCCGAGGAGGACUUCGACCUGUUCACAAGCACACUGUGCACCAUAGACCUGCAGCACCUCAACUUCUGAGGCCGGCUGCAGAUGUGAAAGAAAAAGACGAAUAAAGAAGGAGUGGACGGACAGGCCUGUGUGGAUGAACAAUCGAGCGGAGGAGACUCGGCGAGGACUCUGUUGUUUCAAAAGCAUAAAAGCUUCUCGGCAACAUUCCUGAAACAAUUCUGAAAAUUAUGUUCGUUUAUAAAUAUAUUUUUCCUCUUCUUGCUGGUUUUAUUUUGCGGCUAUAAUGUAGUUUAAGAGAGAUGCGUCUAAUUUCAUUUUAUUUUUAUUUUUAUUUCAAACAUCGAAGGGAAAUAGUUUUUGCUUUUUCCACGAUCGAAACGUUGUGGAUUUUUUCUCUCCCCUUGUUCAGGUAUUUAUUGCCUUUCUUGUUUUUCGGCCGUUUUCGUUAAAAUGAUUAACCCUUUUCAGUAUGUGUGGAUUUAUUUCCUCUAGUGCAUUCUGGUGCAGCUUCAUGGAUCCUUAAUAACUUCUCAGGAACUGUUCACGGAGUCUAGGCGCAGAUAGCUGGACUGCUUUUAGAAAAUCUCAACUGAAGAAUGAAUUCAUUUUCUCUCUCUGAGCGAGACAAGACGAGAGAGAGAGAGAGAAGCCCUGCUGAUGACCCGAGUUUUAGACCCUAGUUUAUUUAUUGAGAUUCUUUAAUAGUGAAAAUCCAAAUUAUUUAUUGUACAUAUAUUUUCAUAGUGGAAUAAUAAUAAUAAUAAAAACACACAAACAUUUA
Messenger RNA from Epinephelus lanceolatus (giant grouper), 6382 nucleotides. RefSeq names its product homeobox B2a (gene hoxb2a). Gene Ontology annotation, molecular function: RNA polymerase II cis-regulatory region sequence-specific DNA binding; DNA-binding transcription factor activity, RNA polymerase II-specific. NCBI's taxonomy places the organism in Eukaryota, Metazoa, Chordata, Actinopteri, Perciformes, Serranidae. Gene Ontology annotation, cellular component: nucleus. The record is from RefSeq and is a predicted model, not a curated record. Gene Ontology annotation, biological process: regulation of transcription by RNA polymerase II.